This is a messenger RNA of Insectozyma verbasci, 1758 nucleotides long. The record is from the annotation of a GenBank genome assembly. Lineage: Eukaryota; Fungi; Ascomycota; Pichiomycetes; Serinales; Debaryomycetaceae.
AUGCUGUCUUUACUACUAAGACAAGUAAUAAGACACAAUUACAAGAAUGGAAUUCAUAAUAAUCUACUACGAGGUCAUAAUCCACUACUAAUAAAAGUUUUAAAACCAUCAAUUCCUAUUUUACAACCAGUAAGAUUUCUAUCUAAAACAUCAAUAAAUCGUCAGCAACAAAAGGAUCUCAUACCUAAAGAGAAACCAAACUUACCAAUUCAAAAUAACAAACAAUCACUCACCAAAGAGCAAUUAUUAUCAAAAGCAAAUAAUUUUUUUGAUAGAUUUAAAGUACGAAUAAAAUGGUUAUUAAAACGACUGAAUCGACCAUUUAAUACUGAUGAUUAUUCUGCAUUUUUUUCAUGGUUAGUUAUGGGUAAUGUUUUGUUGUUUUUCCUUGCGACUACUACAUUUGUAUCAUUAGUUAUUUUUACUGCCAAUACAGUAUUUGCUCAAGAAUUUGUAGCUAGGAAGAUAGGUGAGUUUAUUACUAAAAAUUCAAAUUUAAAUGUUACUUUUGAAAAUGCAGUUGUACCUGGCUGGUCAGAUGGGAAAAUUAUUUUUAGAAAAGUAUUUGUAAGUAAAAGACCAAAAAAAGUUGAAAAAUUUAUCAAGGCAUCUCAAAAACAAGCUUAUGAAAGUAGUUUAAAUAAUAAUACUGAUGAGGAGAAAGAUAUUUUUGAGGAUGAUGGGAAUUAUACUCAAUUUGAUUUAACUAUUGAAGAAGUAAACAUAUCUUUAUCAAUUAAUAAAUGGCUUAAUGGUACUGGAAUGAUUGAAACUUUAGAAAUUAAAGGUAUGAGAGGUGUAGUUGAUCGUACUCACGUUCAUUGGGAUCCCGAUGAUGAUGCAACAAAUUAUCUAAAUAUCUACCAACCUGGUGAUUUUGAAUUUGAAGAUUUUAGAAUGGAAGAUGUUUUAUUUACAUUAUUACAACCUAAUGAUUUUAGAAAAUUCGACGUCGCUAUUUAUAAUUGUGAAUUAUCUAAAUUACGUAAACAUUGGUUAUUUUAUGAUUUUUUAAAUGCAAAUGUAAUGAGUGGUUCAUAUGACAACUCAUUGUUUACAAUUCAUAAAAAGCAAAGAUUAAGUGAUUUUAGUAAUAAUCAAGAUGAUUCAGAGAAAUGGAAAAGAGUAACAAGGAUGAGAGUAGAUAGUUUGAACAUUGACCAUUUAAAUACUGGAUUAGAAGGUCCAUUUGGUUGGAUAUAUAAUGGUAAAGUUGAUAUGAUUGGUGAUGUAAUGGUUCCAAAAGAAAAUAAUGAAAUUAGUGUAUCUGAAAUAGUUACUAUGAUUACUGAUUCAAUUAAAAAAGAGGCUACAAGGUAUAAGAACCCAGAAGUACAUCAAAAACACCCAGAUAUGCAUACAAGAUUAACUAGUGAUGAUUAUACUGAUAUACUGAAAUAUUUUGUAUUAGAUCUAACUAUAAAAUUAAGUAAUGUUCGAGCAAAAGUACCAUUUAAAACACCUGAAUUAUCAUAUAUUAAUUAUGCAUUAAUUAGACCAAUUGUAGCAUAUAUAAAUUCCAAAAACACAAUAAUUGAAAUUCAUAAUAGAAUAGUUAAAAACAUUCAAGAUUUCAGUGGGUCUUGGACAAUUUAUGAUUCAUUAUUAAUGGAUGAUAUUUCUGAAGAAGUAUAUGAUAAUUUUGUUGAUUAUGUUGCUGAUGAAGAAGCAAGAUUGAUAAGGAUGAAAAGGGUUGGAUUUUGGUCUUUACAAUUACUUGUACAAGUUAUAAUAUUUGGAAUUGGAGCAUUAGCGUAA